Molecule: messenger RNA, 3841 nt
Organism: Manihot esculenta (cassava)
Lineage: Eukaryota; Viridiplantae; Streptophyta; Magnoliopsida; Malpighiales; Euphorbiaceae
Product: phospholipase SGR2
Exons: 21
Coding region: 516-3368 (950 amino acids)
Cellular component (GO): cytoplasm
Molecular function (GO): metal ion binding; glycerophospholipase activity
Source: RefSeq, a predicted model, not a curated record
UCAGACGCUUGAAUUUGGCCCCGGAAGGCCUGCGGGCUCCGGCCACACUCACCGUGGGGGCAGCACGCAACCGCCAAAUUCCGUGUUUUCAUUUUUCUUUCACCUGACAUUCAAUGCCAACUAUCAUUCUUGUUCUUCCUUCUGGAUAACGCACAAAUUCUUUUUAGUUAUUUUAUUCAGUCAUUUCCACGCUUAUCAAGGCAUAUUUGGGCCAAAAGCUCGCAAAUCUCUGGAACUUCCAGACUUUCUUUCGAUGCUGUUUUUACAAUACUAGUUCCAAAUCCUUCUACUUUGUUGAGUAUUGUUUAAUUUUCGUAUUUUUGGAGCUUUUUCUGAAAGUCCAUUGGAAUUUUCUUUUCCUGGUGAAUUUUCACUUGGAAUCUCGCAUUUGGAUGACUUGAAGAAAUCCCAUUUAAUAUACUUACUUUCGUAAACAAUUUUAAUAUACCGAGCUCUUUUCCUGAAGCCAUUGUGAAGGUUAGCCAUUUUAAUAGUUUGCUUUGGAACCGUUCUAAAUGGCGGAUUCCAAAGCAAAUCCGGGUGCUCCGGAGGAGACAUCGCCUGAUUCGCUUAAGAAUACGCCGUCAAACAUUGCGAGAUUGGAGGAUGUGAUAGAGCAUUGCAAGGGCCGCCAGAAGUAUCUGGCGCAGACUAGGAGUCCCUCUGAUGGAAGCGAUGUUCGGUGGUAUUUCUGCAAGGUACCUUUGGCUGAGAAUGAGUUAGCUGCCUCAAUCCCUCGCACUGAGACAGUGGGAAAGGGUGACUAUUUCCGUUUUGGUAUGAGAGAUUCUCUAGCAAUCGAGGCGUCUUUCUUGCAGAGAGAGGAAGAGUUGCUCUCUAGCUGGUGGAAAGAAUAUGCAGAAUGUAGUGAAGGCCCUGGGAGUCGAUCUGUAUCACGUGAGAAGUUGGAUAUGCAAAAAAGUGUGGAAAGUGCUCAGGCAGCUCAAUUGUAUGAAGCAGAAGAGGAGAGAGUUGGUGUUCCUGUAAAAGGAGGACUUUAUGAGGUAGAUCUAGUGAAGAGACGUUGUUUUCCUGUUUAUUGGAAUGGGGAAAAUCGACGUGUGUUAAGGGGUCAUUGGUUUGCUCGUAAAGCGGGCCUUGAUUGGCUGCCUCUUCGUGAAGAUGUUGCAGAGCAAUUAGAGAUUGCUUACCGCAGACAGGUUUGGCGUAGGAGGAGAUUCCAACCGACAGGGCUUUUUGCUGCACGUAUUGAUUUGCAAGGGUCUACUCCAGGACUUCAUGCACUUUUCACAGGAGAAGAUGAUACGUGGGAGGCUUGGCUUAAUGUUGAUACUUCUGGUUUUUCUAGUAUCAUUAGCUUAAGUAGAAAUGGGAUUAAGUUAAGGCGUGGUUAUUCAGCAUCUCACUCUGCAAAACCAACCCAGGAUGAGCUUCGACAGCAGCAGGAAGAAGAAAUGGAUGAUUACUGUUCACAGGUUCCUGUUCGUCAUGUUGUUUUUAUGGUUCAUGGAAUUGGCCAAAGGUUGGAGAAAUCUAAUUUGGUUGAUGAUGUUGGAAAUUUUCGCCAUAUCACGGCAAGUCUUGCUGAAAGACACCUCACUUCACACCAGCGUAGUGCUCAACGAGUCCUUUUCAUACCAUGCCAGUGGAGAAAGGGUUUGAAGCUUAGUGGUGAAACUGCAGUUGAAAAGAUUACUUUGGACGGUGUACGUGGUUUGCGUGUCAUGCUGAGUGCAACAGUACAUGAUGUAUUAUACUACAUGAGCCCCAUCUAUUGUCAAGACAUUAUUAAUUCGGUAUCAAACCAAUUAAACCGGUUAUAUCUGAAGUUUCUUAAGCGCAAUCCUGGUUAUGAUGGAAAGGUUUCUAUCUAUGGCCAUUCUUUGGGAAGUGUCCUCUCGUAUGACAUCCUCUGCCAUCAGGAGAAUCUAUCCUCACCAUUUCCAAUGGAUUGGAUGUUCAAGGAACAUGCACAUGCUAGGAGUGAUCAAUCUGCUAUUGACACGAGUAACCAAUGCUCUGCAAGCGACUCUUCAACAAAUCUGGAGGGUAAUAAUCCCAGCAUUAAUGGAGCAAUGGAAAAAGCCAAUCCUGCUCAUGGAGAAAUGACAAGUGAACAGUCAACUUCAGUAUGUACUGAUGGACGUGCCUUGGAUUUUUGUGCUAUCCCGAAUCAACUGGUUGAUAAUUUCGAGGAACUGCCUGCAACUGCUGUCGACUCUAAGCAAAGGAGUGAGAGAAGUGACCUUGAAUUGGGUAAUGAUUCCAGUGACGUGCUUUCUCAGGGAAUGGAUGAAUUAGUUGAAGCUGCUGGAGUGAAAAGUGAUGAUCACAUUAGUGGUUUUGCCAAAAUGGUAGCAGAAGAUGACAGUUGUAUUAGCAAUAGUUCUAGCAAUAAGGAUAAAACUAUUAAAUUGUUGAGGGAAGAGAUUGAUUCUCUUAGGGCUAGGAUUGCGGAAUUGGAAUCACAAUCCAGUAUUAAAGAUAUACAUGGUGGGUUGCAUCAAGAAAAUACAGUGGAUGCAACCGCAGUAAAGCAACAAAUGUCUGAGAAGCUUCCAUGUGUUACCGAUGACGAACCAAAGAGUUUUACACCUUAUAUUAAGUACACAAAGCUUGAAUUCAAGGUUGACACAUUCUUUGCUGUUGGAUCACCUCUUGGUGUCUUCCUUGCGCUUCGUAACAUCCGCAUUGGAAUUGGCAGAGGGCAAGAAUAUUGGGAGGAAAAUAUUAAUGAAGAGAUGCCAGCUUGUCGGCAAAUGUUCAAUAUUUUUCACCCCUUCGAUCCUGUUGCAUAUAGAGUAGAACCACUUGUUUGUAAAGAAUACAUCACCAAACGUCCAGUUAUUAUUCCUUACCACAAAGGUGGAAAAAGGUUGCAUAUUGGAUUUCAGGAAUUUACAGAAGAUUUAGCUGCUCGUUCUCAGGCAGUCAUGGAUCACCUAAAUUUUGUAAAGUUUAAACAGGUCAAGGUUCGUACAGUGUGCCAAUCAAGAAGCAUGGAUGGCCUAGAAGAGAGAGCAGAAAAUGUUCAUGAAAAAGAAGAAAGGACAUAUGGCUCUUUAAUGAUGGAGAGAUUAACUGGAAGUGAAGAAGGGCGGAUUGAUCACACACUUCAAGAUAAAACAUUUGAACAUCCAUAUCUACAAGCUAUUGGAUCACACACAAACUACUGGAGGGAUUGCGAUACUGCUCUGUUCAUUUUGAAACACUUGUACAAGGAUAUACCUGAAGAUCCCAACUCACUGCAGGGAUCUAGUGGACACAACUUAAAAGAUGAGAGUAGUUCCACAGGAUGGAUUGAUCGAAGCGAGAUUAAAGAGGAGGAACUUCCUUUGACGUUUUCUAACAGAAUGAUGGUUAAAAACUUUUCGAGGAAAGCCAAAAAGUUCAUGAAGAUGAAUUGAGUGCUGACACGAGUCCUCUUAGUUAUUUCUGGAUUUAGAUGCCGCAGCAGAUCGAUUCAUAUGCUCAAAGACGGCCAAAUCGUUGUGCUAUUUGAACAAUCUCCAAAUGCGGUUGAUGUAGACAUGCUAUGGUUGGAAACAGAAGAAUUGUCAGAAAGAACAUACACUUCGAUGAAUACGUGGUAGUUGCACUUUUAGUUAACCCAGUAGUUGGUAGUCUCCCAUCCAACGGCCUGUUCUGUUCAUUUCUGUAUAUAAAAGGAAAGAUAGGAAGUUGGGAACCCAUAAAAAGAACAUACCAGGGUUAAAUUAGGUGGUUUGGUUUGCAACGGAUGUACAUAUACUGGAAAAUGAUUUGAAAGCUGUAGCAUGUAGAUAAACUGUACACUUCAAAGUUGUAUAUUACAGGUUAUGACAAUGAAUAGCCAUGUAAUCUGGUUAAUUUGUAUUAAAUGUGUGAUUUGAAUACUUAA